AUGCCAUGGAACGGUCCCUCUCCUGUCACGUCUACCGUCUGGCUCCGUCCCAACCUCGAACCGCGCCAACGCCAACGCCAACCAUGGACGUGCCGUCGUCCGUCACCCGUCACAAGCCUCCCUAUUCCAUCCCAGCCUACUAGGUGUUGUCUUCAAAUGCUCAGUCCGUACAGCGUCACUGUAGUAGUGUCUGACCGUGCUGGAACAACGUUUGGCACCUCGACCCCGCCCUACCAUCACUGUCUAUCCCCAGUCUCUCAGUGCGCUCCAGAUUCUGACGGAGCUGAUUCAAGGUUGGGUGGGGAGACGGCAUUCCUACCUUUUCUUGCGCCAUCAGGGUCGACCAAUACUCCAAUUUCUAAGCAGCCGAGUCAAACGAGUCAACAAAAACACCUCACGGAAUUUCGAUAA
Colletotrichum lupini is the source of this 411-nucleotide messenger RNA. RefSeq lists its product as uncharacterized. Lineage: Eukaryota; Fungi; Ascomycota; Sordariomycetes; Glomerellales; Glomerellaceae. Bases 1 to 411 code for a protein of 136 amino acids. The record is from RefSeq and is a predicted model, not a curated record. The transcript has 2 exons.